AAAGUCACAAAAACUACGUUAUUUCCAUCAUUUUCUGCUAAUCUAAACUUCGUUUAAAAAUGAGUAUUUUAACGUUAUUUCCUAUACUCACAUACUUUAUAAAGUCAGCAGAGGGUUGCAUGAGAAUGGUCCCACCAGAUGAUGCUUAUAUUUCUACUACAAUGUCUCCAGAGGAAAUGCCGACAACGAUGGCAAUGGAAUCAACGACUGAAAAAGUGUGUCUUGACACUAAGAAUUCUCCUUGUGGCAAGUUGGAAAACAAAUUUAUAUUGAAUGGAGUCAAAGUGGAGUACGUCGAACGAAAUGGAUGCACGGUUCCACGAUGCCCGAAUAUGUUAUUGCCAUCGGUUUUCUUUGUGAACAGUAAAAGUGAAAUUCCGAUAAUUGAUCCAUUAAAACCAAGCUUUACAAUUCGAGUCCUACCUCCAUUGAAAUACGCAGAGUUAGAAGCCAGCUCUUUCACCGAAUAUUAUGGACUUUCAUGUGAAGGCAGUGCCUGGACAAUUUCGAAUUAUCCACAUGGAACUACAACACCGACAAAUGGUGUGGCUGCUGGUAGAGAUGGGUCAACUGACGGGAAAAAGAGUCCUAUAGAUUUUAUUGGAUGGUAG
Molecule: messenger RNA, 611 nt
Organism: Caenorhabditis elegans
Lineage: Eukaryota; Metazoa; Nematoda; Chromadorea; Rhabditida; Rhabditidae
Gene: F41B5.12
Product: TRA-1 regulated domain-containing protein
Exons: 5
Coding region: 60-611 (183 amino acids)
Source: RefSeq, marked reviewed